CCACGCGAUGGAGCGGCAAUAACAACUAAUCGGUUCGGACGGCAAAAUAAUUUCAUGUAAUAUCGCUGGGGAAUGCGGCUCACUCGUGGUUCAUGACAUCCCUGUCCCGACGCCAGGCUCAGCUGCACUUUCGAAGUCCGAUCCCUAGAUCAAAUCGAGCAAAUCCUGCUCUUUCAUCCUUCAACCUCCACACCGAGCUGUAGAAUUCUUAGUUGGCCUAAAAAUGGCAGUUGCGCUAACACGUCUUUCUCGGAAAGUCCUAGGCCUGGCCAAUUGUGCCCCUCUCCGCCGACUCUUCUCCGCCGAAGCUGCGGUGGCCGCGGUGUCACCGUCUUCCUUUGCUGUGACAUCUCCGUCGGAUGAGCGCGUAAAGUGGGACUAUCGCGGGCAACGGAGGAUCGUACCGUUAGGGCAGUGGCUGCCUAAGAUUGCCGUGGAUGCUUAUGUGGCCCCAAACGUGGUGCUUGCUGGUCAGGUCACGGUCUGCGAUGGCGCAUCGGUCUGGAAUGGAUCAGUGAUCCGCGGCGACCUUAACAAGAUCACCGUCGGCUUCUGCUCUAACGUUCAGGAGCGCUGCGUCGUCCAUGCCGCUUGGUCCUCUCCUACUGGUCUGCCCGCAGAGACAUUGAUUGAGCGUUACGUAACAAUUGGUGCUAACAGUCUAUUGCGUUCAUGCACCAUUGAGCCAGAAUGCAUAAUUGGACAACAUUCCAUUCUCAUGGAAGGUUCAUUAGUAGAGACCAAUUCCAUUCUCGAGGCUGGUUCUGUGCUUCCACCCGGGCGUAGAAUCCCCACUGGCGAACUUUGGGCUGGUAAUCCGGCGAGAUUUGUUCGUCAGCUCACCUAUGAUGAUAUCAAAGAGAUUCCAUUGCUAGCUAUGGCUAUCAACAAUCUUGUGCAAAGCCACUUCUCGGAGUUCCUUCCAUAUUCUACUGUUUAUCUUGAGGUGGAGAAAUUGAAAAAAUCAUUGGGGAUUCACAUUUAGAAGUGGCUGAACCAACCAGUGACUUGGUGGGUGAAUAAUAAUCUCCGGCUCUCUCCAGUUAUGCGAGGGAAAAUUCUGUAACUGAGGCCUAAAUGCCUUGUUUUGGAAGGACAUGGCAAAUGAUGCGGUUAUCAUUGCAAAUCUCAAAUUAAUAGCGCUGUCAGUUUUUUUCCAUGAAGUUUUUCUUUUAAUCUAAACAUCUGCUUUACCUUUUUUUUAAUGAUUGAACUGUCCUUUUUAUGAAAAGUAUUUGUAAUUGUGAAUUUGA
This is a messenger RNA of Phalaenopsis equestris, 1253 nucleotides long. Its product is annotated as gamma carbonic anhydrase-like 2, mitochondrial. Bases 224 to 985 code for a protein of 253 amino acids. The transcript is spliced from 2 exons. NCBI's taxonomy places the organism in Eukaryota, Viridiplantae, Streptophyta, Magnoliopsida, Asparagales, Orchidaceae. The record is from RefSeq and is a predicted model, not a curated record.